GUAAGCUCGGACAAUUGUGUACUUCAGUGUCUUCAAAUGCCAUCUACAUCCUGCUGUGUGUAAUUCGGAACGCUACCAAUCUGACGAUCUCGGAGUGUCGUGGACUGAGUUUCUUACAAGACGGGGACGCAGUAUCUUGUUUAUGGAGAAGACAAUUUGAGUCUUUAAAUUCGUUUCAAAGUGCACCUACCUUCAGUCUUUGGCAACAUGAGCAGUGUUGGUUCCUCUUGGAGACUCGAACUCUUUUUUAAGUCCAAGAAGGACUUGCAGGAGAAGGUUCUUCCGUUCCUGAAAGAAAAUGGCAUCAAGCGCGUGAAUAUUACCAACAAGACAAAGGAGGACCAGCUGCUGGAGUGUUGCCAGCUCAUUACCUCCGCCAUACCAUCAGCGCAAGUCUGUGUCCAUUACUCCUUCAAAUGGAAUUAUAAGCAUAAUGUGGACCAGUCCCUUGAAGCAUUCUCGAAGUUCUGCGCCUGCCUGUCAGAGGACAAGCAGUCAAGCGCACUGCUUAUCAGCGGAGGCAAGAAGCGCAAGCUUGAUACUGUUGAGGCGCUGCAAAGAUUGGGUGCUUCUGCAUGCAACUUUGCGAUGCCACCAAUCUAUGUUGCUUUCAACCCAUACUUUCCCAGCAAAGCUGAGGCUGCUGAGGAGAGGAAACGCAUGCAAAGAAAAUUGGACAGCGGCCUGGUGAGGGGCAUCUAUCUGCAGAUGGGCACAGACUUGAAGCUGCUCAAGGAGGGCUUGGACUUCCUCAAAGAGGCUGGCAGCACCCGGCAGGACAGUCCCAUGAACCUUUAUGGGUCAAUUUUCCUCCCAAGCAAGCGGCUGCUUGCCCAAAUGCGCUUUCGCCCAUGGAAUGGAGUUUUUCUUAGCGAUGAGUACUUGAGCAACGUGGAUAAGGCGAGGAGCAUCACAUCGGAUAUCUUGAAUAGUUACUCACAGCAUGGUGUCACUCCUCUCGUGGAGAGCAACAUUUGCACUUCACAAGAGCUGCGGCAGUGCCUGGAUCUGCUGGAAGAAAGUCACAGAACGGCAUGACUGGAUGAUUUUGCGUGGUCAUCAUCGUUUCGAAUCGUUCUGUUUGAUGCUGGUGGUACUGAGAUUGCUCGCCUAUCGGCUGCACAUGCAGUGUUGUACAUGAUGCAUGGCUUGCAUGGCUUCAAUUGAUAAUUGUUUCAUUCUACUGUAUGAUACAAGGCGGAUCGUAACGCCACAUUCUCAGACCUCAAAAGCCUGUUAACAUUAUCAUUAUU
Molecule: messenger RNA, 1253 nt
Organism: Coccomyxa subellipsoidea C-169
Lineage: Eukaryota; Viridiplantae; Chlorophyta; Trebouxiophyceae; Coccomyxaceae
Exons: 5
Coding region: 208-1038 (276 amino acids)
Source: RefSeq, a predicted model, not a curated record